AUGAAAGCCAGAGUUCGAAGCAGCGCUCUCAGAUCUCCCACGACAACGCCGUUAUUUUACACAUACCUAAAGCCGGGAGCCCUUGCUCAGCUCAGAUACUCGAAAAUCACCGCUAGAUCCAGAGAAAUCGGUGCUCAGACUCUUGUUGCUCUGUCUCAACUCAAUCCGAGUUCGGAUUCGGCAUUUCCACAGCCACGCUUGGCAGAUUUAGCCAUGAAUGGAGCUCCGUGUUUCAAUUUGAGAGUCACCAAGUACCCCCGGUGCCUCCAGCGCAAGAAGCUUAUUGCUGUGACGCCGUUUUUUUCUGAGACUCACUCAUGA
Molecule: messenger RNA, 321 nt
Organism: Sesamum indicum (sesame)
Lineage: Eukaryota; Viridiplantae; Streptophyta; Magnoliopsida; Lamiales; Pedaliaceae
Source: RefSeq, a predicted model, not a curated record